Molecule: messenger RNA, 1206 nt
Organism: Erigeron canadensis
Lineage: Eukaryota; Viridiplantae; Streptophyta; Magnoliopsida; Asterales; Asteraceae
Exons: 2
Coding region: 1-1206 (401 amino acids)
Source: RefSeq, a predicted model, not a curated record
AUGAGACCCGAUUUGUUUCCUACUGGAGACGAUGAUGAAGAGCUUUUUGGUAUGAUGGCCGAAUGUGUUGAUUUGCUUGAACAAGGUGAAUCAUCAAGACCAUACAUACCCCGUAGCGUCGUUGAAAGAGAUCGAUAUGGUGCUAACGAGCGCCUAAUGGCAGCUUACUUUAACGAAAACCCAAAGUAUUCGUUGAAGAGCUUUAGGCGACGAUUUCGUAUGUCUAAACCUAUGUUCAUGCGCAUUGUCAACGACAUAAUAUCAUAUCCAUCUCGCAAUCCAGGUGCUAUGCCUUUGCAUUUUAAAAAAAUGCAAGACAAGCAGCUUGAUGCCCGAGGAAAGCCUGGUUUCAGCACCAUCCAAAAGUGUGUAUGCGCCAUACGUCAAUUGGCGUAUGGCUACAAUCCCGACUUGCUUGACGAGUAUCUACAGAUGGGUGAAGAAACAUCAAGGCCAACACCGGAGGACAUACAACGUUUGUACGCUCAACAUAAAGAGCUUCAUGGCCUUCCAGGCAUGCUUGGAAGCAUUGAUUGCAUGCACUGGCCUUGGAAGAACUGCCCCAAGGCAUGGCAAGGUCAGUUUACGUGUGGUGAUCACGGUCAUCCAACCAUCAUGCUUGAAGCAGUAGCUUCAUACGAUAGGUGGAUCUGGCAUGCUUUUUUCGGCACAGCUGGUUCGAACAAUGAUAUAAAUGUUCUGAACCAGUCGCCUUUAUUUAGGAAAAUCAUUGAAGAUCGUGCACCUGAUAGCUCGUUCACUGUUAAUGGCACCCACUACAAAAAGGGUUACUAUCUUGCGGACGACAUUUAUCCCGAAUGGUCGACUUUUGUAAAGGCGUAUUCAUGCCCUCAAGAUGAGAAGCGAAAGAAAUUUAAAAAGUUUCAAGAAAGUGCCCGGAAGGAUGUCGAGCUUGCCUUUGGAGGGCUUCAAAACUCAUGGCACAUUCUAACCCAACCAGCAAGAUCAAAAAGCGUGAAUCGGAUCACUCGAACAAUGUACGCAUGUGUUAUAUUGCAUAACAUGAAGGUUGAAGACGCGGGGUACACCAUAAGCUCACUCGAGGAAGGAGACGACAUUGACCCAGUCGUCUUACCGGAGCGUACAUUCCAGGAAAGGAUUGCACUUCACCAACGUACCGGCAAGGAGCUUCGAGAUCGCACUGUGCAUCAUGCUCUUCGCCAUGAUCUUACAGAGCAUGUAUGA